Molecule: messenger RNA, 2457 nt
Organism: Closterium sp. NIES-65
Lineage: Eukaryota; Viridiplantae; Streptophyta; Zygnematophyceae; Desmidiales; Closteriaceae
Source: the annotation of a GenBank genome assembly
AUGUACUCGACGUCGUUCGAUCCCUCCACGGCGCCAUCCGCGCGCCGCGGCGCCAUCCGCGCGGUACCUGGCCCCGCGGCGCCAUGCGCGCGGUACCUGGCCGUGGGGAAUCUCUGGGAGCAGCUGAGCAAGGCGCGCCUCCACCUGGCGGAAGCCAUGGCUCUCGCGCGCCACUGGGGGCGCACGCUCGUGCUGCCACGUGUGCGCAGCAACCGCAUCGGCGGCAACAACCCGCCACGUGGCAUGCUCCCCGCGUGCGCGUAUUUUGACACGGUGCUGAUGGGGCGGUUCGUGCCGUGGAUGCGUGAGGAGUAUCUCUGGCGGACAACCGCCUUGGUGCCAAAAACGAAGCUUCCAUUUCCCUCCUCCCCGCACCUACCCUCCUCCUGGAACUCAUCUCUCUACGCCCUGGCCUUCUCGCCCUCCUCGCCCCUCUACUGCACCACGAGCUGUGACGACCGCGCGUGGCUGCGCUGGGUGCCCCCGCGAGCAGACCACCUGCGCUUGCCCGAGGAGCUGGCCGUGCUCAUGAAUGCUCAUCCAGUUCACCCACACCGUGUGCCGGGGCUGCCUGUAACCGCUGGCGGAGCAAGCGAAGCAGCACCUAGCAUACGCCCCCCACCUGCACCGACUAGCCUCCUCCUUCACAGCCCAGCACCUGGGCGGAAGGCGGUACGUGGCAGCGCACUGGCGGAUGGAGAAGGCGAUGAUGAGCCACCGGUCGCCCGUGCAGAUGCACCUGUGCGUGCAGAUGCACCUGUGCGUGCAGAUGCACCAGUCGCCCGUGCAGAUGCACCUAUGCGUGCAGAUGCACCUGUGCGUGCAGAUGCACCUGUGCGUGCAGAUGCACCUGUGCGUGCAGAUGCACCGGUCGCCCGUGCAGAUGCACCUGUGCGUGCAGAUGCACCUGUGCGUGCAGAUGCACCUGUGCGUGCAGAUGCACCUGUGUGUGCAGAUGCACCUGUGCGUGCAGAUGCACCUGUGUGUGCAGAUGCACCUGUGUGUGCAGAUGCACCUGUGUGUGCAGAUGCACCUGAGCUCUAUGCCCUGCUCAAGCCCACUCGGCUCGAGUCAUUUCUCCCCGGUUUAAGAGAGGUGGAUCUUGGGGUGCAGCCAAUUGUUCCUCCCUCCCCCUCCCGUGCCUGUUCCCCACUCCCACGCACAUGCGCCCCUCGCCGUCUUCCCACCCCCGUGGCUAAUCUCAAUCCCCGCCCUCCAUUUUCAGGACCUUGUAAAGCUGCUGUGCAUAAAGGCGACAGUGUUCCUGUAACCACCACUCAACUGCAGAAACUCACAUCCCCAUGUAUGCCGUUCUCCCUUCCCAUGCGCCACCAUCCCCUUUUCCCCUUUUCUCCCCCCCCUCUCCCUUCCACCCCACCAGGCCAAAUUGGACAAGCUGCUGUGCAUAAAGGCGACAGUGUUCCUGCCAUAUUGGACAAGCUGCUGUGCAUGAAGGCAGCAGUGUUCCUGUACCUGCCACUCAACUGCAGAAACUCAUAUUCCCAUGUAUGCCCCUUCUUCCUUCCUCUUCCCUCCCGCCCCCUCACACCCCACCAGGCCAUAUUGGGCAAGCUGCUGUGCAUAAAGGCGACAGUGUUCCUGUACCCGCCAGUCAGCUGCAGGAACUAUGCGCCCACAGGGAGUGGCUCCGCAGUUGCAGAUGAGAUCUGCUGGUGGCGCGAGCGCCUAGCGCAGCAGCGGAAUGUGAGCAGGGGAGGGGAAGGUCGGACUGCGUCAGACAUCCCAGCAGAGAGCGCAGCGGCGGGGAACAGUGGGCAGAAACGGAAGGCGGAGAUUGGGGCGGGCGGAAGCGAUCGGAUCGACGGGGGAGGCGCGCAGGAGGCGAAGAGGCGAGACAAGGGGAAGGCAGUGGCGGCGGCGGACGCCAAGGGGAAGGGCAAGGCGGAGAGCGAGCGGCCCUCGCGCGCGCGCGGUAGCGAUUCUAGCGGCGGCGGCGGCGGCGGAAGCAGCAGCGAUGAUGGGAGCGACGGCGCCGCCGUGGCUGCUGUGAGGGCUUCGCGGGAUUGGCGCGCGGGGGAGGGGGAGGGGUCGCAAGGCGCGCGCGAGGGUGCGGAGGCGGAAGCGGAAGGUGAUGCGGGGGAAGGCGCGGACGUGCGGAUAGUGGCGGAGCCGUGGGGGACAGUGGACCUGGAUAAUAUCGUGGCGAGCAGGACUCGCAGUGGCAGGGAGUCUAGGCGCACUGGCGUGAGGAUAGCGGAGGGCGGCGAUGGUGGCGGCGGUGGUGGUGAUGCUGCUGCGGCGGCCGCUGCGUUGGUGGGCAGUGCAGGCGGUGGGAGUCAAGCGGGAAAGGAAACGGAGGGGGCAGAUGCAGAGGAAGAGGAUGAGGAUGAAGAGGAUGAGGAGUUUGAGGUAGAGGAGGAGGAGGAGGAGGACGAUGAGGAUGAUGACGAAGAUGAAUCAGACGAGGAAGAUGAGGAUGAGGAAGAGGAGGGGUAG